Molecule: messenger RNA, 2213 nt
Organism: Pipra filicauda (Wire-tailed manakin)
Lineage: Eukaryota; Metazoa; Chordata; Aves; Passeriformes; Pipridae
Gene: PHF11
Product: PHD finger protein 11
Exons: 11
Coding region: 590-1444 (284 amino acids)
Cellular component (GO): nucleus
Molecular function (GO): histone binding; histone deacetylase binding
Source: RefSeq, a predicted model, not a curated record
CCUGUCACAGGUUGCCCAGAGAAGCUGUGUGUGCCCAUCCCUGGAAGUGUUCAAGACCAGGUUGAAUGGAGCUCUGAGCAGCCCGGUCUAGUGGAAGGUGUCCCUGCCCAUGGCAGGGGUUUGGAACGAGGUGACCACAAGUGAAAGGUGUUCAGAAGGGCAGAUUUGCUUGGUUUUGCUCCUCGCAAAGGCUGGGUGUGUUUGUGCUGUAAUGAUUUUGGGGGGAGUGGGGGGGGACGCGUGUGGGUCGUGCCCAGCCAUCCCAUCCCACCCCUAACCCUAACUGUUCCAUCUCCAGCUGGGCUUCUUUCCCCACAAAGCGGAAACGGGGGGCACGGUGAGUGUCGGGGAGCUGAUAUGUCAUUUCCUUCUGUCUUCCUGCUUCCGCAGAUCCAUCUCUUCGCUGCUCUGCGGGGAAGAGGACAGCGGAGCUGGAGCUGGGGCGGACUUUGUGCUGUCAGAGGUGGCGUCUCCAGCAAAGGACAGUGGAGUAUCACACUUAGUAGGAGUGGGAAGUUGUUGAAGAUUUCUGCGGUGGACUUGCACAAAAAAACGCAAAUUUUUUCCUGCUCUAGGUGCUUUCUGGAUAAUGGCGAAGAUGGUGAGAAGAACAUGUGCAUUUUGUUCAGAAGGGGCGGCUGGUUCUGUAAUGUAUGUUGCCAAAGAGAGCGAUAUUGCAGCUCAUCAGGAUUGUCUGUUAUUUUCCUCAGGAUUUGUGGAAUCUGAAGAGUAUAACCCAGAAAAUCUGGAUAUAAGGUUUGAUGUGGCAUCAGUGUUGAAAGAGCUCAGGAGAGGAAAGCGGCUGGUGUGCAACUUCUGCCGCAAGAAAGGAGCCACUGUGGGCUGUGAGGAGAGAGCCUGCCGCAGGAGCUACCACUACUACUGCGCGCUCUGCGACGACGCUGCCAUAGAAACCGACCAAGUGAAGGGGGUCUACCGAGUGUUCUGCCCAAAACAUGACCCAAGCAAUAGGACCAGUCACUAUGGUGCAGCUAAUAAGAAGAGAAGAUAUACAUUGACAUCUCCUGCCAUCACAGAAGAAAUGAAAACAGAAGAGAAAGCAGAAGAAAACCAUUUCCAAACACUAAAAAGAAAAAACAACAGGCAUAAAGUCCAGAUAGACCUUGUAAGGAAAUGCAAACAGGCUGGGCUUCUAGAUGACAUAUUUGAAGAAAUGCUGGACACACUUCACCUGGCACAGGAAAAACUAAUGGAUGACAACACUUCAGAAACAGAAUAUGAAGAGACAGUAAUGGCACUGUUUGACUGUGGACUGUUUGAAAAUAUACUGACAAAUAUUCAUUCAGGAACAGAAGAAAAAAUACAAGAACUUCUAGAAAACAGAAAAAGACUGGAUCACAAGAUAGAGCUACUGCAGGACUUAAAAGAAGUCCUUCCUACCCCAGAGAGCACAGCCAGUACAUCUAGUAUGAUGUCUGAAUAAUGCUUAAGCCUGUCUGUAAUCAUGUCAAUAUUUAGGAUUUUCUAAUGAUAGAAACCCUAGAGCACAUCUGGUUCAUGUCUAAGUUAAGUUCCCGCUCCCAAGACAGGGACAUAAACAAGAACUGGGUCACAUACUCAUUUUUAUACCUCAAUGGUGCAAUAAUUUUAAGUUCUUAAAAUUUUCAAAUCUUUGUCUUCAAACCUUACUGUGUAGUACUUCAGUGUUAUACGCUAAAUUUAGCUUUUUUAAACCCUCCAGUGAAGACUUUUUGCUCCAAGACAAGGGAACAUCAGAUGCAACAGAACACUUGUUAAAGUCACUUUAACUGUGGAGCCCUCUCCUGACUGUGCCAUAGCUGCUGCACUGUCUGUGUCUAGACAGUGAUGUUUUCAGGAUCAUAUUGGUGCUUUGGCUUUCCAAAGAAGAUAAAUGAGCAGAACUUGCACUUAAGGAAGCCUUUUGAAUGUUGAACAGGACUUGAAUUAAAAAACCCAAGUUAUUCUUGUUUGACUGGUCAGUGUGUAACUAGUUCUGCUGUAAUGGCAGUGGCAAUACAGUGUUUACAGGCAGACCAAAAACAGUUGGGCAUUAUCCUCAGAAUAUGUACAAUGUCAAAGGGAUCAAACAGUGGUCUCUGUCUUCCUUUCUCCAUUACGAAAGGAUCCAACUUCCCUGUGUUUUGCCUUUAAAAAGUUGUUUGAAUACAGAAAAGCAUUGUUUAGCUACAAAAGGUGAAGUUCACAAAAUAAAACAUUUUUAAAAAAAGCUA